This is a messenger RNA of Mirounga angustirostris (Northern elephant seal), 3754 nucleotides long. RefSeq names its product ciliary neurotrophic factor (gene CNTF). Gene Ontology annotation, cellular component: axon. Gene Ontology annotation, molecular function: ciliary neurotrophic factor receptor binding; growth factor activity; cytokine activity. Gene Ontology annotation, biological process: positive regulation of tyrosine phosphorylation of STAT protein; negative regulation of neuron apoptotic process; ciliary neurotrophic factor-mediated signaling pathway. NCBI's taxonomy places the organism in Eukaryota, Metazoa, Chordata, Mammalia, Carnivora, Phocidae. The record is from RefSeq and is a predicted model, not a curated record. The coding region runs from base 28 to 627 and encodes 199 amino acids. The transcript has 2 exons.
UGUUUCCUGGGACAGUUGAGUUAGGGGAUGGCUUUUGCAGAGCACUCACCGCUGACCCCUCACCGCCGGGACCUCUGUAGCCGCUCUAUCUGGCUAGCAAGGAAGAUUCGUUCAGACCUGACUGCUCUUUUGGAAUCUUAUAUGAAGCAUCAGGGCCUGAACGAGAACAUAAACCUGGACUCUGUGGAUGGUGUGCCAAUGGCAAGCACUGAAUGGUGGAGUGAGCUGACUGAGGCAGAGCGACUCCAAGAGAACCUCCAAGCUUAUCGUGCCUUCCAUGUUAUGUUGGCCAGGCUUUUAGAAGACCAGCAGGUGCAUUUAACUCCAGCUGAAGGGGAUUUCCAUCAAGCAAUACAUACCGUUCUACUCCAAGUUGCUGCCUUUGCUUACCAGCUGGAGGAAUUAAUGAUGCUUCUGGAACACAAGAUCCCCUCCAAUGAGGCUGAUGGGAUGCCCAUCAUUGGUGGAGAUGGUGGUCUCUUUGAGAAGAAGCUGUGGGGCCUAAAGGUGUUGCGAGAGCUUUCACAGUGGACAGUGAGGUCCAUCCAUGACCUUCGAGUCAUUUCUCAUCAGACUGGGAUUCCAACACAUGGGAACCAUUAUAUUGCUAAUGACAAGAAAAUAUAGCAGUUAUCCCUCCUCUCUCUCCCUCCUUCCUUUUCUAAUGGAAUAUACACAGCCCCGAGGCCUCACUUUCCCAUUCUUAAGUUUUGAAAGGUUGAAAGUUUUCUAACCUUUGAGACCGUAGGCAUUUUCAUCAAGUAGGGUUGGAGACAUGGACAACUGGGCAUACAGGUUGUGUGUGUGUGUGUGUGUGUGUGUGUGUGUGUGUUGGGGCCAUAAGGGAAUGGGGGCAAGGGCAGCAUCCUUCCAUCUUAGUGCUCUAACCUUUUCUACCCACUAAGUUAAGUUUACAAGGAUUUAAUAGUCUGACAGAAUAAAUAUAUGUUUAACUUUAGUCCUAGAUGACUUUUCUGGGAAGAUUGAAACUUAAUUAAAAAUCCUGGACCCCAGCCAAUUCAAACUCUUGGAUAAUAAAAAUACUAACAUUUAUUGAGUAUCUACUAUAUUGUAGCGGUAUGCCAGGGGCUCUGUGUAUAUUAUAUCUUCACAACAACCCUGUUGAGGGAGGUAGUGUUAUUCCCAUCUGGCAGAUGAGAAAACAGAAAUUAUAACUUGGUAAAGGUUACCCAACUAGCAAAUGGCACACUUAAGUUUGAACCCAGAUAUUUCUCAUCCCAAAGCCUAUGUGUCCUUCACUUCAGAGGCCUGAUUAUGACCCUUUAUCCCUGCACCUCUUUGCCAUAGCGGGUUGGAAAAUACAUUCAAGUAUUCUAUCCCCGGCCCUGGAAAACAAUCCCCAUUAUAUGUCCUGAUAGGUCAGUAACAUAAUUGUAGUGUUAAAGGCGGUAUUUGUUGCCCACGCUUGGCAAAGACGAGAGCAGUGGAGAUGUUAAGAUUCUGUUUGGGGAAAAGAGUAGGCCCACCAGACUUCUGAAAUUAGGAAACUGAGGAUGUGCAGUAACACAGCCUGCUUUAUCAAGUGUCCACAAAUGUUCUGGGUUGGGCACAGCGCACAGCAGCCUACGUCGCGUUUACUGUGAGCAGCAGUGUAGCGAUACAGGCAGUGUAAGCAAGCGUUCAUGGACAGCGGUUGGAAUAGCACUCAGGUUAAAAUGUCACAAACUCCUUUACCACACAUUCUCUGGACUUAGUCAUGAGGAGAGGGGGAGGCCCACUCUGUUCCCCGUGGGAAUGCCAGUGAUUCUGAAACAAUACAUAGCACAGCCUCCAUGCUUCACAACAGAGGGGCAGGGCGCUGUGUUUAAUGUUCUUGAGAGAAACAGUGUGAAAGACACAACCGGUAAAUGUGGGCAUUGAUGGAAAGGUCGUUUGUGGUCGGGCCUGUGAAACUAGUGGUGCAAUGUAAAUUCAAAAGUUCUCAGGUAUAACGUUACUUCACACUACCAAUUAAACCCACCAUCUUGGAUGUGGGACCCAAAUCAAUUUAGUUUACUUACUUGAAGCUCCUGUGCUCUUAAGUGAACCGUGAGUCAGAGACGGCUAGCACCCAUAGGUUGCAUGAGAUGGGACGGGGUGACCUAGCUUGUGUCUUUCUCCCACAAGGGUUUGUGUCCAAAACUCCACGAGGUCAGUGUUAUGAGGACUCUGGGCUGGGCACCGUGGCAAUACAGGGGACAUAAGGCCCGGCUCUGUAGUCUGCAUUUGUGGAAAUGAGCUUGUAUGCGUAGAAAACAUCAAUAAUGGUUGGAAUUGGGAGGGAGGCACAGGUUUAAGUGUUAGGGUGUUAAAGAAAAGGAGCUCAGCAAGGGCCCGAAAUCCCUUUCUGGAGGAGGGGGGAGUUCAGUUGUGUCUCAGAGGUUGUCUGAGUACCAAAUGAGAAAUGAGAGAGACAAGGAAAGAGUUGCCUGGUUAGAAGAAAGUAAGGUGAUGAUAAACAUUCGGGUCCCACUGCCACUAGAGGUUUAUCAUUUGGUUUUAUUUCAUUUGUAACUUUGGUGUAUGGGUAGAUACUUCCUCAGUAAAUGCAUAGAUGCUGAUUUCAUUCAAGCUUCAACUGGUGGUUCUGCUUCAAGAGCAAUAUUUCUCAUUGAUAAAGUACCUGCUUAUUAAUGUGAAGCCCUUAGAUUUAUCUGUGGAAUAUUUUAGACUCUUUAAUGGAUAAAGAUGUGACUACAAAUUCUUAGUGGGGAAUGACUGAUUACAGACUUGCUGAAUCUGAAAGGAGUGACCCCUCUCUGAGGGUUUGUCCUUAUAUUCAGCAGAUGUGGCAGAGCAGACGUCGGCAGAAGUUUCAAAAGUCAAUGGAACAUGGCUUAAGCUCUGAGUUACAUGUGAAGGAGUAUUUAUAUAUAUGAGAGGCAUAUUUGAAGUGGCAGAGGGUCCAGAAAAGGUACAAGUACUAACUAUUGAAUGGGAGGAAAUAGGAAGCUACAGAAGUCUCGAUUAGGUCACAAGCAGCAAGUCUCCAGAGUGUACUCCCAGCGUUGUACUAAGAGUUCCGUACCAGUUUCUUCUUCAAAAAAACUUGCAAUAUGCCUCAAAAGAAGUAUGGAGAAAAUGCUUAGAAAGUGUAGAUAAAUAAGGGAGAAGUGAGCACUUAACUUUAAAAACAAAGUCAUAAACGUGAAUGGAUCUGAAUGUGUAGACUGCAUCAUGCUUAUCUGAAACGGACAAGACCGUGAAGAAGGGACCCAAAAAUAGGUCCAUGUUCUAGGUGUGUGUCUUAAAUACAGAUAGGAAUAAUGGCAACACUGUGGAAGAAGUAUGGUUUCUUUAAGGAUCCAGAACCCAAAAGAGAUUUUUGGUCUUUAGAUUUUAGUUUCCUUGUUCCUUAGAUCUAUAUAUGGAUCGGAUCUCUGGGGAAUCAUAUUUUUAUAUGUGUGUAAACUAUAUUAUAUAAUACAUAAAUAUAAAAUUUAUAUAUAAUGUAUAACAUGUAACUAUAUAGUGAUAUAUAUGUUAUAUGUGUGUGUGUGUGUAUAUAUAUAUAUAAUUAAAAGGCAUGAAUGUAGUUCCUAACCCCUAACUUGUAUUUUGUAAAGAGUAUUCCCACAGCCUGUAGAAGUCCUCUGUGGGAGGGAGAUUCUGUUUUCCUGAAUCUGUUAAGGAAUUGCAUAUAUGAGCAAAGAUAAACUCUUUUUACAUUGAUUUAAGAAGGUGAUUUGGAAAAAAUUUGCAAAUUGGCACAAACUCAUAGGCCAAGCAUCGAAUAAAAUUAGCUUUGAAAUAA